Molecule: messenger RNA, 877 nt
Organism: Varroa destructor (honeybee mite)
Lineage: Eukaryota; Metazoa; Arthropoda; Arachnida; Mesostigmata; Varroidae
Product: coiled-coil domain-containing protein 12
Cellular component (GO): U2-type spliceosomal complex; post-mRNA release spliceosomal complex
Source: RefSeq, a predicted model, not a curated record
AAAAUACAAUACAUAGAAAAAUUAACCUGACUCCUGUUUAUUUAACAUCCCGGCCGCCCGCUUCACUUAUCCCGCACUGCCUGCAACAAGCAAAGAUCAUCAUGGCCGAUGAAUGCUAGGUCUUCUAUGUAUAUAUGGGUGUGUAUGUGUGUCUUGUACCCAAACACAACCCAUCGGGUAGGGGACAAUACGCCAGCAUACUUUCGAACACACGAGGAGGAAUGGAGUCGCGCGACGACCUGGACCUGGCACAAACAGCUGCGUUGGCACCUACUCCAGGAGAACAGAAUAUCGGUCGGGGCGCAGAGAACUCGUUGAAACGCAAGGAGCGGCUGAAGGCGUUACGGGAGCAGCGUAAGCGAAAACUUGCCGACGGGAAGUACAGGGAGAUCGAAAACGAAGAAACCGAAGCUGUUAUCACAAGCGACGGUACUAAAGAUCAGCUGAAAUCAGGCGGGAAACCUAUUGUAGGAGGCAACAAGCUGGGCGGAUCGGUAUCCUUGCCAAAACCCGUCUUCCGAACGUACCGACCCGCCGACGACUGGCUCAAAAAGUUCGAGCUGCCUGAUAGCCAGCCGGAAAAUAUCGAUCAGCAGGUAAAGGAAAACCUGGCUGUUGUCGCUGCAGACAAUAUCCUCGAUAAAGAUAUCAACAUCAGCACCCUUCAGAGUCACAAGCCUGAUUGGGAUCUAAAGCGGGGUAUUGCCAAGCAGCUGGAUAAGCUCGAACGUCGCACGAAGCGUGCCAUAGCUGAGCUGGUUCGGGAACGACUCCAAGCAAACAAAGAUAUAAACGUGGCCCUUGCUCAAGCAAUUUCUAAGGUGCAACCACAGUCUGUCGAAGACUCAGACGAUGAUUAAACGGAGUAGCCAUCAAC